Molecule: messenger RNA, 1327 nt
Organism: Prorocentrum cordatum
Lineage: Eukaryota; Dinophyceae; Prorocentrales; Prorocentraceae
Source: the annotation of a GenBank genome assembly
AUUUUGGCUCGAGUCGUCCACGGGGACAGUACGCGACAUUACCCUCGCCCCCACCUCUGUCUUUAGCAUAGCGCCCGUGCUGAAACAUGACCGACUCAAUAGGGGUUGGCAGCAUCUCGCAGUGUUCAGUACGUCGACGUUCGACAACCGGUGAAUUGGACCAACGUCACCGUACAGAAUUCCAACUACCAUGGCAUGAUUCACCGGUCAGAACCAGGUAAUUUGCAUAACAAGUUUCAAGUUCAGACGGUUCAGACGACGAUUUUUCGAGUCAGGACCAUGCGGGGUCCGACAGAGGCACACUUAACGAUUGCAACAAUUUUUUUGUGAGGACCAUGCGGGAUCCGACAUUUCCACAUUUAAUGGCCGUAAUGUUUUCGACGUGUUCGAGGUCACGAAGCUGACAGAGUUCAACACCAGCACGCGCUUCAGCAAGUAUGGACGAGUCAUGGUUGUAGCUUUGAGCAGUAUGAGCUCAGCGUCCUGCUUGAUCCACUGGCUGCUGGUUCCACAGGACUGGAACCCAAGGUAUUUUAUCCCACGGGGUGCAUUUACUUCGCGCUUUGCGUGAUCCUCCCUAUGCUGACGAGACAUAGGCACGUUCAGUUGGAGCGGACGCUAAGCGUUGCAAACCGCUACGAAAUUAACCUGAAUCCCUGUAAUGAGAACAUGUUAUUCGCCUAUGUUCUGUGGUCGGUUGCUUUCGUAUUGGGUAUGCUUGCGCCCGUACUAAUGUGGUUGCCCCGAUUGUACGGAGAUGACAGUGAGAAGCAAAUGCAGAUUGGCUUUUGGACUGAGGUCAGCGUCUUCACUUGGUCCAUCAAUAUGCUUUGCAUUGGACCUUCCAGGGUGGAAGAGAUCGGAACACAAGCCGCAGAAGGAAUUAUCGCAGGUGUCGUUAAGGAGAUGGCCAACAUGAGAACCGAGAAAAUCAGUUGGAAAAGGGUGCUGAACAAAGUGAAGGCGACCGAUUACUUGCUGGCGGACACCUUCCAGUGGAGUUGCCUCGGAAAUUGAUAGUCGUUCGUGUCUCGAUGCUCUUCUUGCUCGCAGUGGGAUUCGGUUCUGUCGGAAUUGUCCACCGCAAUGAAACUACUAGGAAGGGCGCAAUGCUUUGCGGUCUGCUGUCAGCGAUGUGUGGCUGUGCUAUUUUGGCCCGCUUGGCACUCGCCAGCCAGAAGUGCAAUAGCACAAGGCCUGGAUCAGGUAACCUUGCGGCAACAUUGAUCCAGAAAAUGGUUGAGCACACGUUCGGAGAAGAGCUUGGCAUCGCUCGGACGUGUGCGUUUUUUCCUCAGCGAGGACCAUCGAGGAGCAUCCUUGACCA